Messenger RNA from Athene cunicularia (burrowing owl), 642 nucleotides. RefSeq names its product otospiralin (gene OTOS). Lineage: Eukaryota; Metazoa; Chordata; Aves; Strigiformes; Strigidae. The transcript has 4 exons. The record is from RefSeq and is a predicted model, not a curated record. The coding region runs from base 209 to 439 and encodes 76 amino acids. Gene Ontology annotation, biological process: sensory perception of sound.
AUUGGUGUAGUAACUUGGUGACGUUUCUGCCCUUUCCCCCCCACCCUUCCUUAAACAGUGCUGCUAUUUUACAAUAGAAAUCCUGUCGGAGUUUUGUAGCUGACUCAGAGGUACAGACCUUUACUACUGCAAAAAGAAGAAAAGGAGAGAGAGAGAAAGAGGUGUACAGAUUACUUUUCAGAAACACAAGCAAUAUCUUGCAGAAAAGAUGACAUUUAUUGGCUUGUUUUUCUUCUGGAUGCUGAUGAACAUGCUAACAGAUGCCCGAUCAAUCAAGGAUGGAGAUGUUUUUUUUUCAUCCAGUGAUUUCUGGUCCUACGUGGAAUAUUUCCGAACCCUGGGAGCCUACAACAGGAUCGAUGAAAUGGCCAGAACCUUCUUUGCUCAGUUCCCUUUUGGCAGUCACCUUGGCUAUCAUGUGCCCAACCACGAGCGCUAACUGCUUUGCUCACUUUUGCUGAAGCUGGUGCCAAGAUGUUCAAGUGAAUACACAGCUGGCAGUGAACACACCUUAACUAUCCCUCAGCCUCUUAUUAAUACUCACAGCAGCCAUGUGUAGCAUUUCGUGCAUUAAAUUAGCCUUUCCUUUUUUACAACAUAUGCUUUUGCAUUAAAUCAAUAAAAUUCCUCAAAUCUGUUGCA